AUGGAGAAAGUGAAAUUGAUGUGCAGUUAUGGAGGCAAAAUCCACCACCGUCCUCACGACCGGCAACUGUCGUACAUCGGCGGCGACACCAAGAUCCUCACAGUCGAUCGCAACAUUAAUUUCUCCACCUUGCUCUCCAAAUUGAACGCUCUUUGCGAGUACAAUUCCGAAAUUCGAUUGAAGUAUAAGUUGCCUGGACAAGAUCUCGACGCUUUGGUUUCCAUUUUUGAUGAUGAAGACGUGGAUAAUAUGAUGUUCGAGUAUGAUCUCCUCCGUCGCAUGUCGCCUACACCGCCUCGGCUACGUCUGUUCGUUUUUUUCGCGGUUGCGCCGCCGACGCCGGUCACAGCGAGAUCAGUGAAUCCGGAUUUUUUGUUCGGUUUCGAUAAGGAAUAUUCGCUUAAUUAUUCAGCGCCGGUGAAAAAUUCUGAAGAUACGGAUACAGUUGUGUCACCUCCGGAGAAUGUCGGUCUAAGUAACGGCGUUCCGGUGCCGAUUCAUGAAAUUCCGGCACAAUUUCCGUUUAACAGUACGGUGACACCUGGCAGUUACGUUUACCCAGCGCCGCUAGUGUACCAAGCACCCAUGGCUUCGAGCGGAUAUUUCCAGGCUGGACAGCACAAGGGAGGUGGUGGCAACCGGGAACAGCCGGUGAUGUACGGCUUUAUUCCGGGUGGUAACCGGGAACAGCCGGUGGUUUAUGGUUUUAUUCCGGUUAUGCCCUCAGCUGCAGCACAAGAACAAGGGAAUAUUCCGAUGAGUGGGAGUCCACUGAGCUACGAUGCAUCCAGAGGGGAGUUCCAACUUCCAACGGUGAUGAUGGCGAACAAUUCGAAUCAUGAUUCUUCUAAGGAUCCUGAGUUUUUCUCCGAUAGUAGCAAUUUUUCAGAUCCGAUUAGGAAUUUACCAGAACCGGUGGUUGAUGAUACUUCUAGGGAUACGUUGUCGGCAUCUCCAAUGGUUUUGGAUGAAGUCUAUCAUGAAUGCAGCGACACGCCGCCAGGAGAUGAAGUAUUAUCGGUGGUUUAUGCGUCGGAAUUGGAAUCCAAAACACCAUAG
Messenger RNA from Lactuca virosa, 1059 nucleotides. The record is from the annotation of a GenBank genome assembly. NCBI's taxonomy places the organism in Eukaryota, Viridiplantae, Streptophyta, Magnoliopsida, Asterales, Asteraceae.